This is a messenger RNA of Perkinsus marinus ATCC 50983, 195 nucleotides long. RefSeq lists its product as hypothetical. Lineage: Eukaryota; Perkinsozoa; Perkinsida; Perkinsidae. The coding region runs from base 1 to 195 and encodes 64 amino acids. The record is from RefSeq and is a predicted model, not a curated record. The transcript has a single exon.
AUGGCGCCUGUGGUUGCAUAUCGACAAGAACGUCGUGGGGAUAAGAGUGGCACUCAGCCGAAGGGAAAUGAUGCCAAGCCUGGUGGUGUCGAUGGAGAGAGCAGUGGUGAAGGAGAGGUUAGGCCGGGGCAUCGAAGGAAGCGAUUGACAAGAGAGGAGAGGAAGAUGAAAAGACAGCGCAAGAGCAAGUCGUAG